Ilex paraguariensis (yerba mate) is the source of this 1764-nucleotide messenger RNA. The record is from the annotation of a GenBank genome assembly. NCBI's taxonomy places the organism in Eukaryota, Viridiplantae, Streptophyta, Magnoliopsida, Aquifoliales, Aquifoliaceae.
AUGGAAACAAAGUUCGCAAAGGUAUUGGAUAGUGGUCAUCGGGUUGUGGUUGGUUUGAAAAGAAAGCGGGCAGCGCGAUGUGAGACAUAUUUUACUGGAGCUACCCGCAUGGUGUUACCACAGCAGUCCACCUUGAAUUCGUCAAUUCACAAGUUUGGAAAGAAAAGGAAAUUGGAUAGAUUGGAAACCAAGUGUAUUGGCUAUGUUUCUCAAUUUAGAACAUCUCUGCUAAAAUGUUAUUCAAACUUUACCAAAAGUGGACUACCACAACGCUUGAUGUGUUACCAGAAUGGCGAAUGGAUUGACUUUCCUCCGGAUUUUGUUGGUUUGGUUAAGAAAGAUCUUCAGGUAAAGAAAGCUGCCAUUGAGGUGGAGUUUGAUGGACAUGCUUUUGUGCUAGACUUUUUGCAUAUGAUACGAUUGGACUUGAAGACGGGUCUACAGCAACCUAUUGCCUGGAUUGAUGAAGCAGGCAACUGCUUUUUCCCAGAAAACUUUUCUGAUUGUAAUGAAUUUAAUGAAUGCUGCCACCAUGAAUACAAGAAAGAUCACGAGUUUCUAGUUUUAGAACCUUCUGGGUCCAAUGAUAUCAAGUUGCAGCUUGAGAUUGAAAUAAGUGGGUCAGAUUGCUCUACAUUGAAGGAAUCUAGCGGAGAGUCAAAUGAUUUAGUAAAGAAACCUACAGUAAAUGGUAAACAUGGUUGCAAUGAUUUCAAUGUAGAAGUUGAUGAUAACUGUGUGACAAAAUAUUGUGCAAAAGAUGAUGAGGCUUUUGACGAAAGUAAACAGAUGGAGGAAAACUUGGUCAAGAUUGAUCCUGUACAUGGAGUUUUGGAUUCUGAUACUGUGCAGGAAAUGUUUUUCAAGGGCAUGAGCUCCCUUAUAAAUCCGAAGAUAGUUGAAAUAUAUCGUGGUUCAGGUAUUUCAGUGCACGCUAGAUUUGAACUUUUCCAAAAGCAGGUUGAAAUCACCAAAAAGUUUCGUGGAAAUGCAAAUGUCCGAUAUGCUUGGCUUCCUUCUUCAAAAGCAGCACUAUCUAGUAUUAUGACAUUUGGACUUGGCCAUUGUGGACCAGUCAAAAUGAAGUUCACGUAUGGCAUUGGUGCUCAUCUAACACCUGUGAACUACACUUAUUCCAGUGCAACUUAUUGUGAUGUUGACGAAAAUGGGUUACGACACAUGGUAUUUUGUCAUGUGAUAAUGGGAAACAUGGAGAUUGUUCUGCCUGGAUCUAAACAGUUCCAUCCCAGUGGCGAGGACUUUGAUAGUGGAGUUGAUGAUCUUCAAGAUCCAAAGCAUUAUGUAGUAUGGAAUAUGAAUAUGAAUACUCAUAUCUACCCAGAAUAUGUUGUUAGUUUCAAAGUCUCUUCUGAUGCUCAAGGAUUUCUGGUUGGAAAUGAUAGCAAGCUUGAUAUUUCUGGAGUCACUAAUUGUGAAGGGCUUCAGGUUCUGUUACCGUUAGAUUCCCCUCCUGCUGAGUUGGGAACUGAUUGCCUCAAGGAUUCUGAGAGGUCUCAAGAGAAAGCUGUUAGUCUUGGUUCAAGCUUUAUGAGGACUCCGAAGUCUCCUUGGUUGCCCUUUCCUUUGUUGUUUGCAGCCAUUUCAAACAAAGUGCCUCCUAAAGAUCUGAACCUUGUCAAUGCUGAUUAUGAGCUAUUCAGGACAAAGAAGAUUAGUCGUGAUGAUUUUGUUAGAAAGUUGAGGUCGAUAGUUGGCGAUACUCUGUUGAGGUCAGCAAUAACUGAUCUUCAGUGCAAGGUAUGA